CAAGUUGAUACGGACUUGCCCCUAACCCUAGAUGACCUUAUGUAACGCUGACUCCAUAAUAGGCAGUGCUCUUCUAUCACUACCUCCCACCAUCGUCAAGCAUGGGUUUGCUUUUAUCCCUCCCUAUUUUCGGAGGACUUAGUACCAUUGCGACGUCAUGCCUCGCUGGACUCGCCUUCUGCUGCACCUCGACGGCUGCAUCCAUGUUCUUCAAGUCUUGUAAUUGUAAUUCGUCAAUAGCGACUCGUGUUGGAUUUGCAAUAAUAUUCUGUUUGAAUUCAAUACUCGCCUGGGUAAUGAAAACAGACAUCGCCAUAAAGCAGAUAGAGAAAUGGAGCUACGACUACAUUAAGAUGGAUUGUGCAGGCGAUAAAUGCUACGGAGUCCUUGCGGUGCACCGAAUCUGCUUUGCUCUUGCUCUCGUCCAUACCAUCCUCAGCCUUUCGCUCAUCGGUGUUCGAGACACUCGUGAUAAACGGGCUGCAAUUCAAAAUGGAUGGUGGGGCCCCAAAGUUCUCCUCUGGCUGGUCUUCGUGGUCGUUUCCUUCUUCAUACCAAAUUCGUUCUUCAUGUUCUGGGGAAAUUACGUGUCAAUGAUUGGCGCCACUCUCUUCAUCCUCCUUGGCCUGGUCCUUCUCGUCGAUUUCGCUCAUUCGUGGUCGGAAACCUGUCUAGACAACUGGGAGAAUUCCUCUACAGGCUCCAAUUUCUGGCAGUGGAUUCUCGUCGGAUCUACUGCGGCGAUGUACAUCUUCACAAUUACCAUGACCGGCCUCCUGUACGGUUUCUUCGCUGGUUCAGGCUGCACGCUGAACCGUUUCUUCAUCUCGUUCAACCUGGCACUCUCUAUCAUUGUUACGAUCAUGUGCGUUCACCCGGUUGUCCAAGAAUACAACCCCAAGUCAGGAUUAGCACAGUCAGGAAUGGUUACCGCCUAUUGUACAUACCUCAUCGUCUCCGCUGUGAGCAAUCACACGGACGACAACCAGCCGUGCAAUCCGCUGAGAAACGGAACCGGAACUCGUACAGCCGCAGUCGUUCUUGGCGGCGUUUUUACGUUUUUGGCCAUUGCGUAUUCAACGACACGCGCUGCUACUCAAAGUCGGGCUUUGGUUGGCAACAAGAGCAAGAAGACUGGGCCGGUGCAUCUGCCAGGAAAUGACCAUCUAGAUGGUCAUGCUGAGAUGGGUGUAGUGAAUACGCAACCUAGCCGGACAGAGUCACCGCGAUAUCAAGCAUUGUUGGCCGCCGUCGAAGCCGGAGCAAUCCCAGCAUCGGUUCUCGACGAAGAAGAGUCGGAUGAGGAAGACGAAGUUGUCGGUGAAACGCGAGAUGAUGAACGUUCAGGAACUCGUUACAACUAUUCCUGGUUCCAUGUUAUCUUUGCGAUGGCGACGAUGUAUGUCGCCAUGCUGCUGACGGACUGGAAUGUUGUAUCCAACAAACCGAUAUCGACACCUGUGGAUCCAAACUCGGACGUUUACAUAGGACGGUCUGAAGUGGCGAUGUGGAUGCGAGUUGUGUCUAGCUGGGUGUGCAUGCUGCUGUACAUGUGGAGUCUUCUUGCACCUGCAAUCAUGCCUGACAGGUUUGCCGAUGACUACUAGGGAUUUUACUAUAUAUUUUUUGGAUACAUUCUAUGUUAUAUUUUGAAGAUAAUUGCAUUGACGAAACAUUAGCAUACUAUUGGAUGAGGUAUCGGCCGAAAGUCCGAAAGAG
Messenger RNA from Desarmillaria tabescens, 1719 nucleotides. Its product is annotated as serine incorporator/TMS membrane protein. The transcript has 8 exons. Gene Ontology annotation, cellular component: membrane. Lineage: Eukaryota; Fungi; Basidiomycota; Agaricomycetes; Agaricales; Physalacriaceae. The record is from RefSeq and is a predicted model, not a curated record. The coding region runs from base 102 to 1607 and encodes 501 amino acids.